Messenger RNA from Lates calcarifer (barramundi perch), 6983 nucleotides. It is a transcript of the gene ankrd50, whose product is annotated as ankyrin repeat domain 50. Lineage: Eukaryota; Metazoa; Chordata; Actinopteri; Centropomidae. Bases 950 to 5221 code for a protein of 1423 amino acids. The record is from RefSeq and is a predicted model, not a curated record. The transcript is spliced from 5 exons. Gene Ontology annotation, molecular function: protein binding.
UUUGGAGGCGGAGAGUCAGUCGGCUCACUGUGGAGCUGUGUCGGGCAGCAGGAGGAGCCGACACCGACAGAAAAGACCGAUUCAAAGAAAAGACAUGAACGUUGCUCUGAUGCAGAAAUUUGGGCUUUGAAUCGCACCGGGGAGGAAACGGCCGCACGGUUCAUCUGGAGCGGAUUUUUGGUUUUUUAACGUGGACAGAAAGGGUGUUGACUACGGGACUCAGCAACCUCACCCUCCCCUCCAAAAAAAACAAGAAAAAAAAAAAACAACUAAAAAAAACAGACACACACAGCAAAGAGGAAUCGGCAAGAGGGCAAGAGCCAGACUUAGUAUGUUAUUGGAGAAACUGACUCUGCACUGGCAGUCUAUUUAAUGCUAAUGUAAUGGAAACACGCUCUGGUCACCCCCGGUAGCAUCUGAAAUGCAUCAGCGGAAAUAUAUCAGCAACUCCCAUGGCUAAUUGUAUCAAGCGGUGGUGGUGGCUUGAGUUUGCCAGUGGAUGCACUCAAGAGCCGGGUGCCCUGCCAUGCCCAGCGCCAUGCUAAAGCAACACACUCAUAAUAACAAGGAGCACUCAGUUCAACCAGUGGGAAAGCUGUGGAAAAAGUUGGUGGAAAAUCUAUGGUUUGAGCCUCGAUUUUGAUUUCCUUUUUUUUAUUUUGACCUAGAUAUUCUGUAACGCACCAUAGCUCGGCUGCUUUUGCUGCCAUCUGCAGCAGCUCUGCCUCUGUCUCCACUUUCACUCAAGUUGCAUUCACUCUGGCUUCAUCUUAACAUCAAUACCAAGGACAGCUAAGUGCAACCUGCUUUCUGAGAGGUACAUUUUCAGCCCGGCAAAAUGGAUUUCCGAAUUUACAGCUGGCCUUUGCGGGAGUUGAAAAUGUGAGGGGCAGAAUGAAGGGACCCCUAUGAAGAGGAGGAAUAGGUGCAACAGCAGCACAAGAUCAAAAUGGCCCAAACCAGUUUGCUGCAGGGGAAACGCUUUUACUGCCGGGAGUGGGUCUUCCAUAAGAUCCAGCACUGCCUCCAGGAGAAAACCAACAACCUCAGUGGAGUGACCAGCACUCCCAGUAAGCAGCCACCGCUGGCGCCCGGCGGGGGUGUGUCCAAUCCCGGUAGCCUGACGGCAGGAUCCACAAAGUCAGGUAGCUCCUGGGGAGUGCUGCUGGUGGGAGGGCCAGGAAGCGGGAAGACCGCGCUGUGCACGGAGCUGCUAUGGCCCACAUCCGCGCAGGGAACCCACCGGGGUCUGCACCAGCAAAGCCUGGCUUUCCACUUCUGCCGGGCGGACGACUCGGACACGCUGUGCGUCGGCGGGUUCAUCCGCGGACUGGUGGGUCAGAUCUGCCGCAGCGGGCUGGUGCCGGGAUACGAGGACAAGGUGCGUGACCCAGCUGUGCAGAGCACUUUGCAGCCUGGAGAGUGUGAGAGGAACCCCACAGAGGCUUUCAAGAGAUGUGUCCUUUUGCCUCUCCUGAGUGUAAAGCCUCCUCAGCAGUCUCUCUUCCUGCUCGUGGACUCUAUCGACGAGGGCUGUCAGUUGGGUGAGGGGGAGCAGAGGUCCUCCCCCGGCUCCCCCAGGACCAUCGCCGAACUCCUGGCCAGUCAUCACGAGUUCCUGCCUCCCUGGCUACUGCUCAUCUGCUCCGCACGACGUCAGAACAAGGCCAUCACCAAACUCUUCACAGGAUUCCGCAAAAUCAGCCUUGAUGAUCUGCGCAAGGCCUACAUCGUCAAGGAUGUGCAACAGUACAUCCUCCACAGGCUGGACCAGGAGGAGGCCCUCAGGCAGCACCUGACCAAGGAGACAGCCGAGAUGCUCAACCAACUCCACAUCAAAAGCAGCGGCUGCUUCCUCUACCUGGAGCGUGUGCUGGAUGGCGUGGUGGAGAACUUUAUCAUGCUUCGUGAGAUCCGUGACAUCCCUGGCACUCUCAAUGGCCUCUACCUGUGGCUCUGCCAGAGACUAUUUGUCAGAAAACAGUUUGCCAAAGUCCAACCCAUCCUAAAUGUAAUCCUGGCAACUUGCAGGCCACUCACAGUCAAAGAACUGUACCAUGCAGUCUGGACCAAAAACAUGACACUGACUAUGGAAGAGUUUCAGAAAAAGAUGGACAUUCUCUCCAAGUUGUUGGUGGAUGGCCUUGGGAGUACUAAAAUCCUUUUUCACUACAGUUUUGCAGAGUGGCUACUGGAUGUUAAGCACUGCACCCAGAAGUACUUGUGCAAUGCAGCAGAGGGACAUAGAAUGUUGGCAAUGAGUUACACCUGCCGGGCAAAGCAGCUUAAACCACUUGAAGUGCAGGAAUUUGCACUACACCUCGUCAAUUCCAAUCUGCAGAUUGAGCCAUUUAAUCUGGCUCUUUGGAUGGUUUGGAAUGGAACUCCUGCUAAAGACUCUCUGACCACCUCCAUACCAAGAGAACAGGAGGUUCUGCAACUUCUUGUCAAAGCUGGAGCUCAUGUUAACAAUGAGGACGAUCAUGCCUCAUGCAUUGUACAACAGGCCCUGGAAAGAGAGGACUCAAUACGGACAUUACUUGACAACGGGGCAUCUGUGAACCAGUGUGACUCCAGUGGAAGAACUCUGCUUGCCAAUGCUGCAUACAGUGGAAACCUUGAUGUUGUCAACUUGCUCAUAUCUAGAGGGGCAAACAUGGAGUUAGAAGACAACCACGGACAAACAGCACUUACUCUUGCUGCAAGGCAGGGCCAUACCAAAGUGGUCAACUGCCUAAUUGGCUGUGAGGCCAACAUAAACCACACAGAUCAUGAUGGAUGGACAGCCCUCCGUUCAGCAGCUUGGGGUGGACAUUCAGAGGUUGUUUCUGCUCUGCUGUAUGCUGGCGCCAAAGUGGACUGUGCUGAUGCUGAUGGUAGAACUGCUUUGAGAGCUGCAGCUUGGGGAGGUCAUGAAGACAUAGUGUUGAACCUUCUUCAGCAUGGGGCUGAGGUCAACAAAGCAGACAAUGAAGGAAGAACAGCUCUCAUUGCUGCAGCAUACAUGGGGCACAGAGAGAUUGUCGAGCACCUCUUAGACCAUGGGGCCGAAGUUAAUCAUGAAGAUGUGGAUGGGAGGACUGCCCUCUCAGUCGCUGCUCUAUGUGUCCCUGCAAGCAAAGGCCAUGCUUCUGUUGUGAGCCUUCUGAUCGACAGGGGAGCAGAAGUUGACCACUGUGACAAAGACUGCAUGACCCCUCUCCUUGUGGCUGGCUAUGAAGGACAUGUCGAUGUAGUUGAUCUGCUUUUGGAAGGUGGAGCCGAUGUGGAUCAUACAGACAACAAUGGCCGCACCCCUCUUCUUGCUGCUGCAUCAAUGGGCCAUGCCUCUGUUGUCAACACAUUGCUUUUCUGGGGGGCCGCUGUUGAUAGCAUCGACAGUGAGGGAAGGACUGUGCUGAGCAUUGCAUCUGCUCAGGGUAACGUGGAAGUGGUCAGAACUCUGCUGGACAGAGGUCUGGAUGAGAAUCACAGGGAUGAUGCAGGCUGGACCCCGCUACACAUGUCCUCAUUUGAGGGCCACCGCCAAGUGUGCGAUGCCCUUAUUGAGCAAGGUGCUCGUUGUACAGAGGUAGAUAAUGAUGGUAGAAUACCGCUGAUAUUAGCUGCACAGGAGGGACAUUAUGACUGUGUGCAAAUUCUUCUGGAAAACAAGUCAUGCAUUGACCAGAGGGGAUAUGAUGGGAGGAAUGCUCUCAGGGUGGCUGCACUAGAGGGCCACAGGGACAUUGUUGAACUGCUGCUGAGCCACGGUGCCGAUAUAGAUCACAAAGAUGCAGAUGGACGCCCAACCCUCUACAUAUUGGCACUUGAAAAUCAGCUGGCCAUGACAGAGUAUUUCCUUGAAAAUGGAGCAAAUGUGGAAGCUUGUGACACUGAGGGCAGAACGGCCCUCCACGUGUCCUGCUGGCAAGGGCAUGUUGAAAUGGUGAGGCUGCUGAUUAACUAUCACGCUGACGUGAAUGCCUGUGACAAUGAGAAGCGAUCUGCCCUCCAGUCUGCUGCAUGGCAAGGCCACACAAAAGUCGUACAGUUUUUGAUAGAGAAUGGCACACAUGUGGAUCAUACAUGCAACCAGGGAGCAACAGCACUAGGCAUAGCUGCACAGGAGGGUCACAUUGAUGUUGUGCAGAUACUUCUUGAAAAUGGUGCUGACCCCAACCACGCCGACCAGUUCGGACGCACAGCAAUGAGAGUGGCAGCAAAAGGUGGCCAUUCGAUGAUUAUAAAACUUCUGGAAAAGUAUGGGGCCACAACUCUAAAUGGCUGCAACCCUUCCCCAGUGCACACCAUGGAUGAAAAAACACCAUUGGCUGUGACUGGUAAGAUGCAGUCCCUCACCAUUAAAUCAAGUAGUUCUGGCAGCACUGGAGCCGGAGAUAUGCAGUCGUCUGGACGCGGUAUACCCAACGGACCUGUCCAUGCUUUCAGUUCACCAUCAGAAUCUCCUGAUUCCACUGUAGAUAGACAGAAAUCCUCCUUGUCGAAUAAUUCCCUCAAGAGUUCAAAGAACUCCUCCUUGAGAACCACAUCAUCUACAGCCACAGCUCAGACUGUGCCGAUCGACAGUUUUCAUGGACUGACUUUCACAGAGCAAAUCCAACAGCACUCACUGCCUCGCAGCCGGAGCAGACAGUCAAUUGUGUCCCCCUCCUCCACAACUAAGUCAAUUGGUCAGCAGCCGUCAUCUCCAUCCAAUGACUUUGACUGGUCUCAGCUAAAACCUGGUCUCAAGUCAACAAAGGGAAGUAAGACCGGAAAUGGGACAUCAAGUGGUAAAGGAGACAAGAAAAAAAACAAGAAUAGUGGAUCAACACAAGGUCAGGUUUUGGAGUAUGAGAUGACACAAUUUGACAAGAGGAUCGCCCUCAACAAAUCAGUAGCGAACAUUUCAGUGAAGGAUCCCCAUUGUAAGAUCAUGAUUGGUGGCUCAAUUCAGCAGGAAAGGGGACAAGGCCAAGACCAAUUCUUUAUCCAGCAGCAGAGCUGUGCUGAGAAGAAGAGGAACGGCAUCAUGACCAACCCCAACUACCAUCUACAGGGUAAUCAGGUUUUCCUGGGUAGGGUAUCAGUUCCUCGGACUGUGCAGAACAGAGGCCACCAGGAUGUUCUAGAGAACUAUCCCAUAGGGGAAACCGAGCUAAGCCUUAAACAAGCCCUGAAACUGCAGAUUGAAGGAUCAGAUCCUGGGUUUAACUACAAAAAGGAGACUCCAUUAUAGCUGAUGUCUUGAAUGCCAUUCGUCAUGCAGACCAUUGGAGGGAAUGUGCCAAAGCAACUGUUUUCAUCUGCAUUAAAAAUACUUUUUUUUGUUCAUCAGUGGGAGACCUCAAAAAUAAUACCUAGGGAAGAUUGCUGCCUAAGGCUUAUGUGAACUGAUACUUCGAUGUGCCUACAUCUGUUACAGCCUUCUCCAUGUAUUCAUGCAAACUAUCAUUUUAAUUUAAUGUAAUGCUAUUUAAUAAACAGUGUAUGCACUUUUAAAAGAGUAAAAUGACAGACAUGCAUUUGUUCUAUUCACUUUGUAUCCCAUCCAUGUUUUAUCAAAGUAAUUGUUUGAUAGAAACAUACCAAUGCUUUUUUAAUUAUUUUAUAUUAUGUUCUGUCUAUCUGUUUUUUUUUUCACACUGACAGCAAUGUAACACUGAGUACAUUGUCACAAACCAGAGGACAUAACAGUAACUGAUGCCAUGGUAUGAACUUAAGCGCAUUGAUAGUCUGCCUUUCUAGAGACCCCAAAUAAUCUGUGUUAACCUUGAUCAGUGUGCUAAACCUAUGUUGUGUGUAAUAUGUUAAUAGCUAUGGCAAUUUACUUCACAAGUAUAUACAAGCAUAUUUAUUUUUGGAAAAAAGCCACUUUUGCUGCAUUUUGUGUUGCAUUACGCUCUACCAUGGUGCUGUGUUCAGAAGUUGCCUGCAGUUAUUUUGGACUCCCAGUUUUGUUGGCUUUGUGCAUUUGUGUAUUAUUACAAAUAUCUAAGAAAGAGAGAGGUUCAGUGAAAAUGUAAAAAAAACAAAACAAAACAAAAACAAAAAACGAGUUCAUUUUGUCCCUAUGGGAUUUUUGAGUUGUUUGUGUGUUAUGUUUUUGUGUGCAUAAAAAUAUUUAAAUAACCCAUUGUGUACCGUCAACAGAAGUUUGGUGCUAAACGCAGCGAUUUCAAGUGACAGCAGUGAUGCAUUUGUCCGCAGAGUUACAUGUAUAACCUACUGCAAUGCAAGAAACAAAAUCCAAGCUUUGUUUCCUUAUUGUCAUGUGGUUAAUUUUCUGUAAUUCCUGGUGGAUUUUUCAGGGGCAUGACACAAAACGGUUCAGCCAUUACGACAACUUGUAGCUGUCUUUGAUAUUGUUUGAAAUGCAGAGUUGUAAAGCCAAAGUUGAAACAACAUACUCUGUCCCACCUCCUCCCUGUGAGAAGCUCAAUAUCAGUUCAACAGGUCUUAACCCCCGCGGGAGAAGGAGGGGAGGAGGUGCUCGACUGUGACGCUGAGGGAACUGAAACAUCUGUUUCUCAUGAACUGUGUGGAGCUGCGUUAGCGUUUAUAGGCUGUGUCAUAUUUUUUGCAGGCUUUUCAUAAUGUUAACAGUGAGCUAUUUUUCGCCAAGAACUGGGAUCGGGGGGUAGUAGAAACCUAUCGCAUGCACAAACACUUAUAAGCCCUAGUGAAAGCUCUCAGCUCUUCAGUACUACAGUAGCUCAAAAGUAUGCCAUGAAGGGUCAAUGGAAGGAUUCAAGGCAGGAUCGGGUCUAGAAACAGUGUUGGAAAACAUACUGUAUAGUCUUAUUAAGCAGUUAUCUUGUUUGUCUUGACUGUGUUUUGUCUGUCAUCUUUGAUUUGACUGUCAGUGAUUGGAUUGUAAAUAGCUUCCCAUGUACAUUCAACUUUCAGUUAAAAAGAAUUCCUGUAUUAUAUGAAGUGGAAUUUUCUGAUGUAUAUUAAAGUGCUUAAUAAACAUAUUUGCUUUACUGCUGAAAAAGAAA